CGGCAACGAGGAAGGCAUCAGAAAUGACCACGAGGCUCAGUCACUUGCCGGAUGCACGAUGGAGUGGUGGCUGAUUGAAUCGCAUGUGGGGAGGCUGGCUGAUUACAGUACGUGUAGCGGUCAUCUUGCUGAGUCAAUGGGAGGAAAGAAGGGCGCUGGCUCAGUUCACGACUGCCUGCCUCACGGGCAACACCUUUGUUGAAGGCAGGUCAGAGGCCAACCGAAACUGUCUGCCACGUGAGGUGCACACGCGGUGUGAUGCCGCGCCACGCUCCUUUCGCUGACUCAUUCUGUUUUGUUUUCCUUCAGCUGUUGAACUGCUGCCGCCUGGGCUUCCAGGCAGUGACGAGCCACCUAUGAGAUGCGAGCCCAAUGCGCUGCUUCCCAUCGUCGAUGACCCCGAGCUCGGCAACUUCGGGCAGUGCCUCUACAAUGACGCCGCCGAGGAGUGGCUGCGGAUCCAACAAGAAAUCGCUCUCAACGACGCGAACAGAUCGGACACGACGGGUGAUGUGACAGCGUCGGGCGAGAACCAAUCAAUUCUCUGUGGCGAGCCGAGCGGCGUCAAUCGCACAAACAUCACUGACCUGGGCACAGCGGCACUGGGAAGGUAUGCACAGCCGAUAGGUGAUGAUGUUCACUAACAUUGUGUCUGCCUGUCUGUCAGUUGUCCAUCCGAUAAGCCCAUUUGCGCGCGGACGAGUGAGUCCCGCUUCUGCUACUGCAUCGAGGAGAGCGUGGGUCUGUUUGGCGAGGUGGCAGACGUCGCGCAAGGCGAUGUCAACCUUGUCAAGGGUGUCGUUAGCGGUCAGCCAUCGUCCCUGUGCCUCCCUCCUGAGCUGGAUCCUUGCUUCAAUUCCGUCAACCGCUUCGCUGUGCCGUUCGACUGUGCCGGCACUCUGCCCGUCGUCGAGAGAAGGGAAGACAUUGGGCCAGAUGCACGGCAGCAGAGCUUCAAGCCGAACGAGCCGCCCCCAAUGCAACAAAAUGCGACGUUCGCCCAGCUGGUGCCCGGCACUUAUCUGUUCGAAGACGUGCACACCGACGCCUACCUGCCAACCAUCGAGAACGUGGGUACCAACGUGUCGAGCUGCAUGAGGAUUCAGGGCAAAAAGAACGACAGCAAUGGGCUUGAUGACUUCUUCCUGGACCUCUCAUGCGACACGGCAGAGGGCGUCAGCGUGACCCUCCAGUUCACCUGUCCUCUUACCGGACUGUGUUCUAAUCGCACCGAGAACAAACUCAUGCCGGCCGUUGCAACGAUCCAAGGAGUCAUGGUUGUGGAGAAGGCCAGCAACCCGGCGUGCGAGGGAAUUGAGGCGCAGAUCGAGGUCACUUUGACUGGCUCGGUGGACGAGUCGGAGUCCCUCAUUGCCCAACAAUUUGACUACCAGGACCCGCAGCGGAUUCUCAUCAUCGGCAACGAGACACAGGACGACCUCGUCAUUGCACGGACUGUCGUCAUACUAUCACCUGCGGCGCACACGAGCCUCGGCGUCAUGACAUUUCCGGAUGAUGUGCCGGAGGGGUGUGAUGUUUUACUCAACGAGCGGGUCUUUUCAGUGACUUCAGGAGAAACAAGAGCAGGCGGCGUCCUUGCGUUCGCCACGUCGGGCUAUGGAAGAGACGUGUCGACGAGCGAAACCUUCCCCAAGGUACUUGAUGAUACAUUUACACAUACACGUGUGCCUGAAUUUGUCUUUGCAUCCUCAGAACCCCUUGGAGGCCAGCGAGUUCGCCAUAGCCAACCGAGAGGCGUUUCGGGAGUGCAGUGAGAUCUGCGUUGAGGCGGCAGAGACCUACUGGGAACAGCAGGAGGAUGGUCUUGCGGUGUCCAAUCAGAAGGAGUCGGGAUUCAGUCUGGGCGCAGACCCCGAACGUCAGCUGCUCGGCGAGAAAGUUCCGACGAUUCACUUUCCCCUCUUCUGGCCCGAAGAAUCGCCAGACCUGUCCUUCGGCAGCGUCUUGACCGGGGACUUCUUCUUCGUCGAGGAGGGGCGGCUGAACGACACUUUAGAAAAUUGCAGCGUGACAGAGUCCAUGCUCGACAACAUACCCAUUCCCGUGUCUGUCUCUUGCGCCGUCGGCACUGAUCCCAUCGUGCCCUUCCGAUCUUUUGAGCUCUUCAACGAGGAGACAGAUGUGCAGCUCGACUUGGUGUUGAAGGGCCAAUUGUCAAACCUUCAGGACAGAGAGGGUACAUGUACUAGGCAGUCAGAACUUAUCAUCCAACAUGUCCAAUGUCUCUGUCUGUCUGUCUAUCUGUCUGUCGGUAUGUAUGACAGUGCUCACAAAUUGUCGCGGACCGAGAUUGCAGACGUUUCCGUCCGGCUUUGGAGAGUUUGACGCGGCCUUUCUUGCAGAACUUGCCCGUACCGACAUCGUUGGCGAAAUCACGGCCGUCGCUCUGGCGCCCAACGGGGGGGUUCUCGGAGAGGACACGUGCGUUGCAGCCCAACUAAGGCAAUCAAGUAACUUCUCGUGCCGGCAUGACGGGAAGGAUUUAAAAGGCGACCACAACGUCGUGGCAAGCGUCAAAGUGGUGAGAAGGGAAGGUGAUGAAACGUCGGUGAUAUGCAAAGAAACAAUAGCAAAACUCGACAACGAUACGAUAGCGGAAGACGACGUCACAGUCAUUUGGGAACAGGAGUGCGAGAUAGGAUUUGAGUGCUGUAAGCUACAAGAAGAGGCGUCACUCGCCUGUCUGCUGUGUACAUCCCUGUGGUUUUCUGUCUCAGUUGAGGCAUGCCCCGAUGCUGUUCUGUCUGCCCCACCCACAGCACAGCCGUCGAUAUACCGCAUGACGGAUAUCCAGUUCAACAGCUCAGCUCUCGAAGACGGCGACGAACCACCACCUGUCGACCGCUGGUGUCUCCAACUAAUAGCCGACACAGAGACUAAGACUUCUGCUACUGAUAAAUUCGCGCCCACAGACGAGUCGACGUAUUACUUUAGCUGCGAAGGAGGGCUCGCUGAUGUGCAAGUGAGGAUCCGCUACGAUCUGGACAGCUUGGAUGGUCGCAUAGCAGCAAUCAAUUAUUCCAGCAACGAUCAGCCGCAGGUGGGCUUUGCGAAUGUUGAUAUCAAGGGGACGGUGCGGCAAGUGUGGCCCGAGGAAUGCAAUGGCACAUUGAUGUUCGUGGAAGGUAGGUACGGACACAAGGCAGAAAUCGCCCUCUCAUAAGUUCCUUUGCUCCCCUGUGUGUUUGCUGUGUGUAGGGACGCUCAUUGGUGGUGUUUCCUUCGAUCCAGUGGGCAACGAGACCCCGGACCCUGGCAAAGAGAACACCACGAGGUUCGCACCUGCGAUUGCGGACUUGGGGCCUGGUGGGAACCGCACAGGGAUCCUUCUUCCGGAAACGUUUGUCACUUCAAGCGUACCGAUCGGAAACAUGCAGUACGCCGUCCUGAAUGCCAGCGAUGAGUGUGACCAAAGUGCCGCCCAGAGGCUCACGUACAGGCGAGACGGCUUCACGGAUCAGGGUGUUGGCUUCUUUUCUAUGCCUGAAUUAGAGGUAGGCACAAGCACACAUACAAUUGCGUCCCCCUCUGGUGCAUUUGAUGUUCAGAUUAAGGACUCAUGGGACUCAGAGGAUAAUGAAACCGUUCUAGAGCUCAACAGCUUCUUUAGAGUGACUGAGGAAGGAAGGAACAUCUCGGAAUUCACGUCGUCAAUCGCAGGACGGCUGACAGAAGUGUGUGACAUUGGGAUUGAAGGUAAGUCAAGAGCACACAUUCUCCGCCCUCGUCACGACACUCCAGUACCUGUCGUCUUCUCAGGGGUGCCAGCAGUGCAGAUUCAGUGCCUUCCCCGUGAGCCCAUCGUCGUUGAUAGCAUCGGUCUCUUCACCGAAACUGACGUCAACAACAUCAACACCACCAACCUGACAAUGAUCGAGGGCAUCGACCUGACAAGGAUCGGAGACAUCGAGCUGAGGUGACGCGCAGAUCUGACAACAUUCCAUGAAGACACAUGUGUUAACUAUGUUGCUGUUUGGCGUUUUUGCGUUGCGUCUCUGCCCUGCAGCACUAUCGCGCGAGUGCUGAUCAAAGAUGGCGAUGAUGUCAAUAGUACCCUCCGCCUCUCAGUCCCAUACAGCCUCGCAUGUUCCGACAACGAUAUCGAGCGCAUCAAUCAAGAGACCGACGGGCGCGGCGGGUUUAUCGUGCGGACCAUUCCAUUGACUGCCGAUGUGGCUCGGAUUGACACUGGCGACCUCGUUUUGCGUGUGGAGCAGGAUUGUCCUGUGCUUUUAAUCUGCGGUACAUCGGAUGGAAGAAACAGAAGGGGAGGAGCUCCAAACAGCUUGCCGCCUGUGUGUUUCGAUUGUCUCUUGCUGCAGAAGAUGCUAAACCCACCCCUGGACCCAUGCAGCCAUGAGCAACUGAGAAUCGAGGUGAUGUGAGUGUGUUAUGGUGUGAAGUGCAUUCGAGGCCCCCAAUGGGUGGAUACACCUCUGUUCAGCCGCACCUCCUGCUGCUACAAGGUCAGGAGACAUCACGCGACAGAUGCGAGACUUCUCUCAUGUACGUUUUCCCAGAUCUCUUCGUUCGUUGUCGGUGUCCCGCUGACCCAUCUGCAAUGACGGCGGGCUUAUUUGUCUGCUUGUCACCUUUUUGUGCCUCUGCGGGGGCGGGUGCAUGCCCUGUGAUUUGUGCACAUAAGAGGAUAAUCGUUUGACCCGCCGUUCUCUCGCUGCUGCUAUACUGCAAGAGGUUUGCGGGGACGGCUAUGUCAAUUGAUAGACAGCAUUGCAUCGCUUCGUGGUGUUGGGUCCGUCGAUGGUUUUGUUAUGAGUGUCCACAUGCAAUUCAACUCAGAUGACUCGUUUUCGAAUUGGUGUCAACACACACACACACACACGUGCUUGCCAUCCAUCAAUCGUAUAGUGCCAAUGAACAGUUUUCGAGUUGGAGCGUCUAUGAAUAUACUCCAUCAUCAUCUCCCACAACAAACACGAGCUAUACCAGCCAACUAGCACGUGGUGCGAAUGUAGGCAGGCUUAUGUGGCUGGUCCACGAGAUUGUUG
This is a messenger RNA of Vitrella brassicaformis, 5030 nucleotides long. Lineage: Eukaryota; Vitrellaceae. The record is from the annotation of a GenBank genome assembly.